UAGAACAGCCUGUAGGUGGUACUCUGAGGUGUAAUUUUCCACUACGACCCGGGUAGUCGGUCGAACACUUGGUUGCAGCACUGCAGCUUCUUCCCUUUCAUUUAAUAUCUGUUUUUAUUUGGCGUCGCUGGGCGCAGAUCUAGACUCACCGAGGCAGGACAGAGCAGAGAACUCAGCUAGCUAGCUAACCUUUAGCUAGUUUGUGCCCGCUUAAAUCAUUUAUAGCCGGUUGGCUCUUAAUACUCGUUUCUGAAAAAAUCAUAAAAGAAAAGUCGAUACUGUCAGCGAGUGAAGACUGUCUUGAGAAGCAUAAUGGACUUCGUUGCUGGCUGCAUAGGAGGUGCUGCUGGGGUCCUAGUGGGACAUCCGUUUGACACUGUUAAGGUCAGGCUUCAAGUGCAGAGUGCAGACAAGCCUCUCUACAGGGGAACCUUUCACUGUUUCCAGUCCAUCGUACGGCAAGAAUCAAUGUUGGGGCUUUACAAAGGCAUUGGUUCUCCUAUGAUGGGCCUCACUUUCAUCAACGCCAUCGUCUUUGGUGUGCAGGGGAACACAAUGCGUCUGCUGGGCCAAGACACGCCCAUAAACCAAUUCCUGGCAGGAGCAGCUGCUGGGGCUAUUCAGUGCGUCAUUUGCUGUCCCAUGGAGCUGGCCAAGACGCGCAUGCAGAUGCAAGGUACUGGUGAGAAAAAGUCAUCCACUCGCAAGGUCUACAAAAACUCCCUGGAUUGCCUGGCACGCAUAUACCAGCGUGAGGGCUUGAGGGGUGUCAACAGGGGCAUGGUCACCACCCUCAUCCGUGAGACGCCAGGUUUCGGGGUGUACUUUCUGGCCUAUGAUGUGCUGACACGUUCACUAGGCUGUGAGCCAGAAGACCCCUACAUGAUUCCUAAACUACUGUUUGCUGGAGGCAUGUCAGGCAUCGCUUCAUGGCUUUCUACAUACCCAGUGGAUGUGAUUAAGUCUCGACUGCAGGCAGAUGGUGUUGGAGGCAAGUUCCAGUACAGCGGUAUUAUGGACUGUACGCGGAAGAGCAUAGAGCGAGAGGGCUUGCGAGUGUUCACGCGUGGCCUGACCUCCACUCUACUCAGAGCAUUCCCUGUCAAUGCAGCCACUUUUGCCACUGUAACACUAUUCCUCAUGUAUGUACGCCAAGACGAAGGGCCCAAAGACUGCGAACCUGCCCCUCAACACCAUGCUGCAUUACAGCAGCAAGUGCAGCCAUCCAGCCUGUGAUACGGUCUCUGUUAUUAAUGGGGCUGGUGUGUAUACUUGUGCUUGGGGGCAUGAUGACACCUGUUGCUUAGAAGUCGCAAAUUGAAAAGCAGAAUCACAGAGUGCACAUCUGCCUUCUGUUGAUGGAAUGGCAACCACUCAGUCUGUAAACAACAGUAUAAAUGACUUGUGCAGUGUAAAACUGCAUUUGUACAUAUUUUUAUUGUGGUAAA
Messenger RNA from Colossoma macropomum (tambaqui), 1448 nucleotides. It is a transcript of the gene slc25a29, whose product is annotated as solute carrier family 25 member 29. The coding region runs from base 313 to 1236 and encodes 307 amino acids. The transcript has 4 exons. Gene Ontology annotation, molecular function: high-affinity L-arginine transmembrane transporter activity. Gene Ontology annotation, biological process: mitochondrial L-ornithine transmembrane transport. Gene Ontology annotation, cellular component: mitochondrion. The record is from RefSeq and is a predicted model, not a curated record. NCBI's taxonomy places the organism in Eukaryota, Metazoa, Chordata, Actinopteri, Characiformes, Serrasalmidae.